AUGGAGUUCAAGCAUCUGGUGGAAGCGGCCGAGAAGUGGUGCUCGGGGAACCCCUUCGAGCUCAUCUUCGCCGAGGAGGACGACGAGAGGCGGCUGGACUUCUACGCGGAGCCCGGCGUCUCCUUCUACGUGCUGUGCCCGGGCGGAACCGACACUUUCCACGUGUGGAGCGAAAGCGAGGACUGCCUACCAUUCUUACAGCUGGCUCAGGAUUACAUCUCGUCCUGCGGCAAGAAGACCCUGCUGGAGGUGCUGCAGAAGGUCUUCACGUCCUUCAGGCCUCUGCUGGGGCUCCCUGACAUAGAAGACGAGACGUUUGAGCACUACCACACCGAUGUGGAGGGCGAGCCGGGGCCCGACCAUCAGCAGAUGGGGGUCAGUCAGCAGUGA
Nerophis lumbriciformis (worm pipefish) is the source of this 390-nucleotide messenger RNA. The record is from RefSeq and is a predicted model, not a curated record. Lineage: Eukaryota; Metazoa; Chordata; Actinopteri; Syngnathiformes; Syngnathidae.